GCAUUUAUUUUCUGUUUAAACACGAACAAAGAUACAAAAUGUUUUUCAUGUGUUUAAAUGUUUUUAAACUAUUGUUCUUCAUAUCGUUGUGUUUUGUUGGAAUUCGAUAUUGGAUGCAAAAGAAAUCAUACGUCUUUUCAGCGGAUAUCGUUGAGGAAAUUACUUUAAAUCACUUUGGCAAAAACAUCACGGUCGCUUAUGACGACAUCUACGAUGAGUUUCUGGAGCGAUUUCCGGGUCACGUGCUUCCGGUCGAGCACCGGAAGUGGAUAUUUAUGAACGCCGGUGGCUGGAUGGGCGCCAUCCACAUUCUUCACGCGUCCCUUACAGAAUACCUCCUCUUCUUCGGCACUGCUGUUAACACUUCCGGUAACUCAGGUCGGUACUGGGCGAACAUCUCUGACACGAUUCUGACCGGAAGUUUCCGUCAGUGGCAGGAGGGAGCGUUGGGGUCAACUAUCUUUCUUCCGGGUCAGACGGUGUACCACUACGAAUGGGAGGCGGCGGCGGUGGAGUGGACCGCCGGCACGUGGAUGGUGGAAUAUGGACGCGGCUGCAUCCCGUCCACGCUGUUCUUCGCGCUGGCCGACACGUUUACGUCAACGCUUGACUUUGUGACUUUGUUUUAUAUACUCAGGGUGUACGCUAAUGCGUUGAUUAUGGAGGCAAUUGCUGUUAUUGGAGACAUGGUUUCCAUGGGUUAAACCGUUAACUGGUGGAGGUUGAAACCGUUAAGGGUUUUUAAGUUUGUAUUUUGUUUAGUUACUUUUUCACAGUAAUUACGUUGUUAUUUUUUUUUGUCGUCAACGAUAUUAAAACAACUUGAAGUUAUUAAAAUGUGAUGUUGCAUGUUAGGAAAUAGAAACUUUUGUAAGACAACCGUGUAUCUUAAAUGCUCAAUUACUAUAUAAACUUGCACUUUUUUGUGGUCAAGCCAAAAUAUUUUUGUACAAAUGAUUCAUGAAUCAUUACUGCUCGCAGUCUCCAUACUCGUUAUGUCGAAGUCGUGUGGACCUCGGGAAAUACUUCGAGAUACCGAAAAAUCGAUAGAAUCGAAAUAUAAGAGAUGUCUAACUAAACCCGAAAAAUUCGAAAAAAGUUUGACAUUACCAAAACAUCGACAUUACAGAAUUCAACAUAGCGAGUUUUGACUUGACCAGUAAUAAAGACCUUGGACAUAUUCCAUGUCAUUCGGCUCAUUCAGUCAGGAUUCCAUGGCAAACAAAUGACGGAAAUUAUAUAAUUCAUUAAUGAUUGUUUACUGUCAAAGUCAUAUGUUUUUCAAGUAAAUUGCAAACACUGUACUUCGGGUACGAUUUGGGAUUUUACUUUUGCGUAAAUAUUCUGGACAUUUAAUUCACCAACUACGUACCAAUAUAAAGGACAAAUCGUUUGGUUUGAAAUAAUUAUUAUAAUUGAUUUCUUGAAUACCCAUUCAUGUGUAAAUGCAUAAUACGUAUAUGGCUGUAAAAGUACUUUAAAAGACCCAAUAAACAUUUUUAAUUUGU
Messenger RNA from Mya arenaria, 1508 nucleotides. Its product is annotated as sigma non-opioid intracellular receptor 1-like. Gene Ontology annotation, cellular component: endoplasmic reticulum. The transcript is spliced from 4 exons. NCBI's taxonomy places the organism in Eukaryota, Metazoa, Mollusca, Bivalvia, Myida, Myidae. The coding region runs from base 39 to 704 and encodes 221 amino acids. The record is from RefSeq and is a predicted model, not a curated record.